Messenger RNA from Penicillium argentinense, 1830 nucleotides. Its product is annotated as putative manganese ion homeostasis (Fr). Gene Ontology annotation, molecular function: hydrolase activity. The record is from RefSeq and is a predicted model, not a curated record. Lineage: Eukaryota; Fungi; Ascomycota; Eurotiomycetes; Eurotiales; Aspergillaceae. Gene Ontology annotation, cellular component: endoplasmic reticulum. The transcript is spliced from 2 exons. Gene Ontology annotation, biological process: GPI anchor biosynthetic process. Bases 1 to 1830 code for a protein of 609 amino acids.
AUGAGCUACGCUUAUCCUCGCACGGGUGCCUCGUCCCUUCCUUCAUACAAGGACGCCGCGUCGUCGCUGUCGUCCAGCUUUGCCCACCGGGCGUGGGACCGAAUUCCGACCGGCGCAAGACAAUGGCUUACGGAUGGAAUGGCUGCAAUUCGGUCUGAGAGGCCACAGGGCCGUGGCGAAAUUCUGAGCUCGGUGACGAGGGUUAUAAAACGCCUUUUUACUGUUGCGAAUGCUGUCGUUUUGAUGUGGAUGUUUACGUUGUGGUGGGGAGAGCGGACGGUCUUCCAAGAGCACAUUGAUGCUUGUGUUUGGGAUAACUGGGAGCAUUGGCCUCAAGGUGCCACGCCUCAUCACGUCGCUUUUGUUGCCGACCCGCAGCUUGUUGAUCCACACACUUACCCCGGCCGCCCGUGGCCAUUGUCAACAUUGACCGUGAAGUACACCGAUCAGUACCUUCGUCGCUCCUUCGCAUCUAUUCAGAAGAACCUGGUGCCCGAUUCCGUUCUGUUCUUGGGGGAUUUGUUUGAUGGUGGCAGAGAAUGGGCUACGAGGACGACCUCCAGCCCGGAAGAUCGCUACAAAAAGAUCGACGACUCCUUCUGGAGGAAGGAAUACCGGCGUUUUGUAAAGAUUUUCUUAGAUCCAUGGGUUAAGCAAGAAUCUGCGCCUGUGAAUGGCCGAGGCCGCAAGAUGAUUGCCAGCCUGCCGGGCAACCAUGACUUAGGAUUCGGCAACGGAGUUCUUGAGCCGGUGCGUGAUAGAUUUCAGAGUUAUUUUGGCGACAGCAAUCGCGUCGACGUAAUCGGCAACCACACGUUUGUCUCUGUCGACACUGUCUCUCUGAGUGCGAUGGACCAGCCAGACCCAUUGACCGGCAGCUCAACGCCCAACCCGACUGACGAUACUCGGUACCGGCCGAUUUGGAAGGACGCGGACGACUUCCUGAACCACAUGCCUAUCAACAAAGCGAAGGCCGAGAUGGAAGAACUCAUGAUGCUCCAGAAUAAGUCGGAGACCACCAACAUCAAGUUCGAUCACCAUGUAGUGGAUGUCAUCGAAAGCUCUAUCCACCACAAACCGAACUCUAAGUCCACCGGUUUCCCUACUAUCCUCCUCACCCACGUACCGCUUUACCGCAAAGCGGCGACCCCUUGCGGUCCUCUACGAGAACGCCAUCCUCCGGCAGCUCCAGAUCUGGAAGAGGACGAGCCCAACUCACUCACGAUCGCUGCGGGAUAUCAGUACCAAAACGUGCUGACUCCAACCAUCUCUACCGAGCUCGUAUCAAAGGCCGGUCCCAAUGUCGUUCAAGUGUACUCCGGCGAUGACCACGACUACUGCGAGGUUACCCAUCGUGAGUUCAACGGCUCCCCGAAUGAAAUCACCGUCAAGAGUCUGUCCUGGGCCAUGGGCGUUCGGCGGCCGGGUUUCCUCCUCACAAGUCUGUGGAAUCCCAUUGACCCCGUUACGGGCGAGUCUGUUCAAAAUGCGUCGCCAUUGACCAUCCAAAACCACCUCUGUCUUCUCCCCGACCAGCUGGGCAUCUUCAUCCACUACGGCUGUGUUCUCCUCCUCACCCUCGCCAUUCUUUUUAUCAAUUCCAUUUACCACGUCAAAAAUGCCCCUGAGCCCAUCUUGAAUGGCUCAGUCCUCCCUCUUUCCGAGCGUCGCUCUUACACCCCACGACACCAGUACCAGACAUCCGGUACGUCCAGCUCUACCUUGCCCCCCGGCGGCCUGGCCAGCCGCGGUGGUCCCAAUGCUCUUCCCCGCUACCCCGCGGGGGUGCGCCCGGCGUCAAAAAUUCCCAAGAUGCUUAUCGGGGACUAG